Molecule: messenger RNA, 525 nt
Organism: Penicillium angulare
Lineage: Eukaryota; Fungi; Ascomycota; Eurotiomycetes; Eurotiales; Aspergillaceae
Exons: 2
Coding region: 1-525 (174 amino acids)
Biological process (GO): nuclear-transcribed mRNA catabolic process, RNase MRP-dependent; intronic box C/D snoRNA processing; tRNA processing
Cellular component (GO): ribonuclease MRP complex; nucleolar ribonuclease P complex
Molecular function (GO): ribonuclease MRP activity
Source: RefSeq, a predicted model, not a curated record
AUGGACACAACGACAGAUAAACCAGCAAAAGAUACACCGGCACCACCACAAGCCACAAAACGAAAAGCCAAUGACACCAAUACCCCCACAAUCCAAUUCACAUCUCGAAAUCCACCAUGGACCUACCUAAAGCUUCAGCUUAUUCCGCAACCUGGCUCCUUAUCUACACAGCCCUUUGACGCGCUCUCCGCCCGUACAUACCUCUCCUCCGCGCUAUCACAAUACCUAGGACUCACAGGUACUGCUAUCCCGAUCGAUAUCCUCAAAGUCGAGGGGGCUUCGUCAGCCGAGGAUACGCAAAAUACCUCCUCGACCACUACUCGGAAUAAAAGCUUUGUUUGGAUCCGUGUACCUCGCGAUGAUGGAGCGGCUGUUGUGGCUGCGUUGAGCUCUUGGAUUAGUGGUGGUGGUGGUGGUGGGAGCGGGAGCGGGAGCGGAGCAACUUUUGCAUGGAGGAUCUGCGCGAAGGGGAAUUACCUUGGUGCUUUGGUUGCGGGGUCUGGACGGGACUUGUUCGUUCCUUAG